UGAAAACACAUAAACUGUCCACAGUGCCAAAGGUGGUAGAGGUUUAAUCAAAUCCCAAUCAAAGAAGAGGGCGGUUCGUUCUGCAAAAUUGGUGCCAACUGUCUAGUUCGGUGCUUACCUUACACCACACGUGGCAGUUUUCCUCAGCUUUCAGAUUUGCGAGAAAGUCACACACACUCACCGCUGCACCUCAUCGAAUCAAACCAAUGACUAAUUGGUCGCACCUAUGCAUUUUCUCAAACACCUGGUGUUCAGCAUUUUUCCAUGUUUUCCAUUGAACUUGUUUCCCCUACAUACCGAUGACGAGGAAUGCCUUCGCUGCUCUCUACCGACACCGCGCUCCUAUUCUUAAAUCCGCUCAUUUAUAUCACGACAGUUUCACUGAAAUUAUCUUGCGCAAAUGCUUGCAGUUGGAUUGCCCUUCCUCGUCAUGCUUGCUGCACCGAAAGUCAUAUUCAACUGGUUUCACCAGCGUGCAUGGCGAAACUCCCUCUGCUGAGUAUGCGAGGAUGAGGAGGGAAUCGCUUGAAAGUAAAUUUGGGCAUGCUCUUGGAACUUAUAGUUCGAAGAGUUUCAAUGCUAUCUAUGGGUUUGGCCCCUUUUUGGCUUUGUACAGGGCAGCAAUUAUUUCAUUUCAUGUGUUAAGGCUAGCCAUGUGGCAAUUAUUCGUUCAAGACAUGAAAAAACGUGCUGUUAAGUUUCGUGAAACUCUAAUACGCUUGGGUCCUUUCUAUAUCAAGCUUGGGCAGGCAUUGAGCACUCGGCCUGACAUAUUACCAACAAUAUAUUGCCAAGAACUUGCCAAGUUACAGGAUCAAAUACCUCCGUUUCCAACUGACGUUGCAAUCAAAUCUAUUGAGAGUCAGUUUGGUGUUCCUAUUGAUGAAAUUUUUAAUGACAUCACCCCGUCACCUAUUGCAGCAGCAUCCUUGGGGCAAGUAUAUAAAGCUCACCUGCAUUCUGGAGAGCUGGUUGCCGUAAAGGUACAGAGGCCCGGUAUGUCUCUUUCAUUGACUCUUGAUGCUUUGCUAUUCCAUAUGAUAGGGGGCCAAUUAAAACGGUUUGCCAAGGCUCGGAGAGAUCUUUUUGUGGCAGUAAAUGAAAUGGUUAGGCACAUGUUUGAUGAAAUUGAUUAUGUCCUGGAGGGAAAAAAUGCUGAGCGCUUUGCUACUCUAUACUGUUGGUCUUCUGAUGGGAUUAAACACGAGAGAACAAAUGCUGUCAAAGCUCCAAAAAUAUAUUGGGAAUACACAUGCUCCACUGUGCUGACUAUGGAGUGGAUUGAUGGAAUUAAGCUUACAGAUGAAACAGGCUUGACUGAAGCUUCUUUGAACAGAAGGAAGCUCAUUGACCAGGGAUUAUACUGCUCUUUGAGGCAAAUGCUUGAGGUUGGUUAUUUCCAUGCUGAUCCUCAUCCAGGAAAUCUUGUUGCAAUAAAUGAUGGAUCAAUUGCAUAUUUCGACUUUGGAAUGAUGGGGGAUAUUCCUAGGCAUUAUCGAAUUGGACUUAUUCAAAUGAUUGUGCACUUUGUUAAUCGUGACUCUCUAAGCUUGGCAAAUGACUUCCUUUCUUUGGGAUUUAUUCCUGAAGGGGUUGAUGUACAUUCAGUUUCUGAUGCGCUGAAAACGUCAUUCGCUGAUCAGACUGGUGAAUCUCAAGAUUUUCAGGGAAUUAUGAACCAACUAUAUGACGUCAUGUAUGAAUUUAAUUUCUCCCUCCCACCAGAUUAUGCUCUUGUUAUAAGAGCAUUGGGAUCGCUAGAAGGCACAGCUAAAGUUCUGGAUCCUGAUUUUAAAGUCAUUGAGAGUGCAUACCCCUUUGUCAUUGGGAGACUUAUAGCAGACCCAAACCCUGAUAUGAGAAGAAUUUUGAGGGAACUUCUCAUUCGUAACAAUGGAUCCAUAAGGUGGAACCGGCUAGAACGCUUGGUAGCAGCAAUAUCUGAACAAGCUUCUGAGAUAACUGGAGACCCUAGUUCUGAAAAGUUUUCAAGUUCUUCUGUUUGGAAGUUAUUUGACAUGCACGCUGUUGUUGAUUCCACUGAAGAUCUUUUAUUAUUCAUAUUAUCAGACAAGGGUCUUAGAGUGCGUCUUUUCCUUCUUCGGGAUAUAAUAGAAGCAGCUGAUGUGUUUCUGCAAAAUGAAGUGAUUGAUUGCGCAUUAGAUGAGAAUCCUCGAGGGCAGAGAAAAUUACUAUUUGAGGAGCGUGAUAUCAUGGGUAGGAUUGGAAAAGGGUUUGAUUAUCUUUGUGAAGUAGUGAAGUUGGCGCCAGCGGAGUGGACAGCAAUGCUUAUUCGGAUGUCCGUUAGGCCCGAGGUUCACAGAUUUGCUUUAGAUAUUAUUUCAGCUAUAGCUUUGCAUUCUAGCCACAAAUUACAGGUAGCUUUUUGGCUCUAUUUGUCAAGACUUCUUCACAAAAUGACAAUUUGAGGUACCAAUAUUGUCGUUGACACUCAUUAAUUAGAAAUAGGUGAGUGUUUUCCUCUCUUACA
Molecule: messenger RNA, 2491 nt
Organism: Vigna radiata var. radiata (mung bean)
Lineage: Eukaryota; Viridiplantae; Streptophyta; Magnoliopsida; Fabales; Fabaceae
Exons: 14
Coding region: 300-2429 (709 amino acids)
Source: RefSeq, a predicted model, not a curated record